This is a messenger RNA of Hibiscus syriacus, 801 nucleotides long. RefSeq names its product cyclin-dependent kinase F-1-like. The record is from RefSeq and is a predicted model, not a curated record. The coding region runs from base 1 to 801 and encodes 266 amino acids. Lineage: Eukaryota; Viridiplantae; Streptophyta; Magnoliopsida; Malvales; Malvaceae. The transcript is spliced from 2 exons. Gene Ontology annotation, molecular function: ATP binding. Gene Ontology annotation, biological process: protein phosphorylation. Gene Ontology annotation, cellular component: nucleus.
AUGGAGCCUGGAUUCGAUGGUCUUAAUGAUAACCAACACCUGCUGGUUGAGCAAACCACGAGAUAUCAGGAAAAUGUAACUCCACCAUUAGAUGUUGUCCUGAUGCUCCCAGUUUGCCAGAUCAAUGAUUUAAUAAGCAAGUGGUGGAAGAUACGAACAGAGAAAAAUAUCUUAGACAGUACAAUAAGUGACAUUGACGAUGAUCCUCUCAAGAGUUCUUACUCAUACGAGACUGAAGAGGGUGGGGAUGACAGAGACGGUGCUCUAACAUCUUGUGUUGGUACUCGCUGGUUCAGAGCGCCAGAACUACUCUAUGGAUCGACGUACUAUGGAAUGGAGGUAGAUUUGUCGUCAUUGGGUUGCAUUUUCUCAGAGCUUCUAACCCUUGAACCUUUUUUUCCUGGGAUUUCUGACAUCGAUCAGCUCGGCAGAAUCAUCAAUUUUCUUGGAAAAUUGACUGAAGAAAUCUGGCCAAGCUGUUCUAAACUUCCUGAUUACAAAAUAAUUUCUUUCACCAAGAUCGAAAAUCCGAUCAGUUUAGGAGCCUGCCUACCCAAUAGGCCACCAGAUGAAAUCUCCAUUGUGAAAAGACUUGUUUGUUAUAACCCAGCUAAUAGAGCUACUGCAAUGGAGCUGCUGAAUGACAAGUAUUUCAAUGAAGAACCUCUGCCACUUCCCAUUUCUGAGCUGCAUGUAUCUCUUGCAAUGAAUGGCCAUGAUGAGGAUUCACCAGGCGGGUGGAAUGAUUAUGAUGACAUGGGAUCCGAGACUGAUUCCGGUGACUUUGGGCAGCCAUUUUAA